Messenger RNA from Uranotaenia lowii, 540 nucleotides. It is a transcript of the gene mRpL20, whose product is annotated as 39S ribosomal protein L20, mitochondrial. The coding region runs from base 110 to 511 and encodes 133 amino acids. The record is from RefSeq and is a predicted model, not a curated record. Gene Ontology annotation, biological process: ribosomal large subunit assembly; translation. The transcript is spliced from 3 exons. Gene Ontology annotation, molecular function: structural constituent of ribosome; rRNA binding. NCBI's taxonomy places the organism in Eukaryota, Metazoa, Arthropoda, Insecta, Diptera, Culicidae. Gene Ontology annotation, cellular component: ribosome.
GCAUGUUUUGCUUGAUGUUAGCGGUGACAUAACAAAAACAUUGCUCUUGUCGGCAAAUAGUUAAAAUUAAUUAUAUUUAUCUGAUUUCCCUGUUUAAUUGCAUUGUAAAAUGGUUUUCACAUCAGUAGUAAAUUUAGUACGUGCCCGAGGACCGGACGAGUUCUGGAGAAAACGUAAAAUCUUCAAAUUGGCCGCGCAUUACAUCGGUAGAUCACGCAAUUGCUAUUCGAUAACGAUUCGCAGCGUUCACCGAGCCUUGGCUUACGCUACCAAAGGACGGGCACUCAAGAAGCAGGACAUGCGAGAACUGUGGACACACCGCAUCAAUGCCGGCUGUGAGCAACAUGGGAUGCAAUUUGAAGCCUUCCAGAAGGGACUGUACAGUAGCGGUAUUUUGCUGAAUAGAAAAGUGCUGGCCGACUUGGCCAUCUGGGAGCCACGAACCUUCGAAGCGCUUGCCCGAAUAAGUCAAAAUGCCAGCGAAGACGAAGACUCAUCUUCAAAUAAGUGAACAAUAAAUGGAAAUAUCUGAUAGAUCAA